AUGGCGACCGUUCCUCCGCCGCCUAGCAAACGCCAGAAGACGGCAGCGGCAGCCCGCGCUCGCGAACAGGCAGAGGUUCCCUCAAUUCCCUCAGGCAGCGUCCGCGUCAGAUUCGUCGACCAGGCUACCGGACAAUCUGGCGACCUCCCGGUUGUGUCCGUCCCUCUCGGACAGGCCCAGGUCAAAAAUCUCGAAACCCUGCUCAACACGCUGCAGGGCAACGAGGACGCCAGGGACCGCCUUCCGUACCGCUUCUUUUACGCCGGCCAGGGUGGGCAGGACAUAAAGGAGGGCGAACGAGGCGAGGCGUUGGGAGAUGGCGCUGACUUAUGGAACGCCCUGAUCAAGGAUGGCAAGGCCACCACUGAGGAGGAGAUCGUUCUGGCCUAUGCACCCCAGGCUGUCUUCAAGGUGCGAGCUGUCUCGCGGUGCGCGGCCGCGAUAACUGGCCACGGUCAACCCAUCCUGGCCACCCAAUUCUCCCCGCAGAGUAGCUCGCGCAUGGUCAGUGGUAGUGGAGACGGCACGGCGCGGAUCUGGGACUGCGACACGAACACCCCCGCACACACUCUGAAGGGCCACACGAGCUGGGUGCUGGUCGUUACCUGGUCACCUGCUGGAGACCUCAUUGCCACGGGCUCCAUGGACAAUACCGUGCGGCUGUGGAGUCCGAAGACCGGCGAGCCGCUGGGAGGUGCUAUGAAGGGCCAUACCAAAUGGGUGACCAGUCUGGCGUGGGAGCCCUACCAUCUGCAAGAACCGGGCCGCCCACGGAUCGCCUCUUCCUCCAAGGAUGCUACCGUGCGCAUCUGGGAUGUCGUGGCGAGAAAGUCAGACAUCGUCCUCUCUGGACACAAGGGCACUGUUAGCUGUGUCAAAUGGGGAGGUACAGGCCUGCUGUAUACUGCGUCACACGACAAAACAAUCAAGGUAUGGAAUGCCGCGGACGGCACUCUCAGGCACACCUUGAACGCCCAUGCCCACUGGGUGAAUCAUCUGGCCCUGUCCACCGACUUCGUCCUUCGCACCGCAUACCACGAGCAUGGCCCGCACGACAAGCCUUCCUCCGAGGAGGAGCGAUUGGCGUUUGCGAGGAGGCGCUUUGAGAAGGCUGCCACCCUCUCUGGCAGGGUUGUGGAACGCCUGGUCUCCGCUAGCGACGAUUUCACCAUGUACCUAUGGGAACCUUCUUCGAGCACAAAGCCACUUGCAAGGCUACAAGGCCACCAAAAGCAGGUCAAUCAUGUCACUUUCUCGCCCGAUGGACUGUACAUUGCCUCUGCAGCAUUUGACAAUCAUGUGAAGCUAUGGAACGCAAAUACCGGGGCGUUCAUUACGACCCUGCGCGGACACGUCGCACCCGUCUACCAGUGUUGUUUUAGCCCAGACAGUCGAUUGUUGGUUAGUGCUAGCAAAGACACUACUUUGAAGGCCUGGGAUGUGAGGACCGGCAAAAUUGCAAACGAUUUGCCUGGCCACCAGGAUGAGGUCUAUGCGGUUGACUGGAGUCCGGACGGAAGGGGGGUGGGCAGUGGAGGAAAAGAUAAGGCAGUGAGGAUCUGGAGACAUUAG
Molecule: messenger RNA, 1572 nt
Organism: Diplodia corticola
Lineage: Eukaryota; Fungi; Ascomycota; Dothideomycetes; Botryosphaeriales; Botryosphaeriaceae
Product: wd repeat protein
Exons: 1
Coding region: 1-1572 (523 amino acids)
Biological process (GO): ribosomal large subunit assembly
Cellular component (GO): nucleolus
Molecular function (GO): protein binding
Source: RefSeq, a predicted model, not a curated record